Molecule: messenger RNA, 1119 nt
Organism: Ceratitis capitata (Mediterranean fruit fly)
Lineage: Eukaryota; Metazoa; Arthropoda; Insecta; Diptera; Tephritidae
Exons: 2
Coding region: 135-920 (261 amino acids)
Source: RefSeq, a predicted model, not a curated record
UUCUAAGUGAAUCGAUUUUUUUUAUUUUUUUACAAUGUCUAAUAUAUAAUAAAGGCACGGAAAUUAUUUGUAAUGCAGGAUUGGAGAAAUAUUGUAGGAAUUGAAUAAAUUUCUGCCGAUCUUAUUGAAGCGUGAUGGCAUUUGCAAUUUUUUCUCACGUUUCCAAUUGCAUAAAGUGGCGUCCUGUUCAGAGACUUGACUACAAACGACCACUACAGGUUCUCUCUGCAUUGAAUGAUCGUUGCAUUAAUUGUAGUCAGAGUAACAUUGAUGAGAAAAGUAAUAGAACGAAAUAUAUGAACAACAAAUCAGACUUUUGUGUUGUGGGCUGUAAUUAUCAAAAUAUUCGCGAUUUCCACAGUGAAAAUAGAUCGUAUACAAAGAAUACAACUCGACCGAGACUAGAAGAUCUAGAUCGCGCAUAUAACGUUCUCCAGGAAACUUUGCCCAAAUUAUUUGUAGAACCUCUUGACUAUUCAAUCUACAGCCCUAAUUUAAUAUUUGAAAAUAACAUUACUGGAAAACAAACAAUUGGAUUGUAUCACUAUGUAAAACAAAUUGCCCUUCUACGGACGGUAGGCCAUCUGAAAUAUGCAUACGUCAAAUUUGAAGUUCUUAAAAUUACAAAACAUACUGAAGACUUUACAGUAAAAAUUCGGUGGCGGGUUCGAGGAAUAUCUGGACUAAAAGUUAUGUUUUCAUUUUGGAAAUAUAAACUUUGGCAAAUGAAGGAAAUUUUUGAGGAGCAGGAAGCAUGGUAUGAUGGAUUUUCAAUUUGUUAUUUGGCGCCUGAUGGACUUAUACACAAACACGUAGUAGAUAGAGUAAUGCCAGACGACAAUAAGCAAACAAUAGAACCAAAUUCUGGAACAACAGCUUUACCUGCAGACUCCGUUGUCGCUUCAUCGCCGAAACUGUAAAUAAAGUUAAAUAGAAAUGAUGGCACGCAUGUAUUUAUUUGAUGCUAUUAUCUAAAAGUAAAUGAUGAAUUAACUUUAGUUAUCAAUAACUUAAUAUAAUAAUGUAUACAUUUGUUAGCGUAUACAUUUUGUAAGGCACAUUUUCAAUGAUAAAUCGAAAUACAAUUUAACCUUUGUAUAAAUAAAUGCCGGAAUCUAA